Salmo salar (Atlantic salmon) is the source of this 607-nucleotide messenger RNA. RefSeq names its product SEH1-like (S. cerevisiae). Gene Ontology annotation, molecular function: structural molecule activity; protein binding. Gene Ontology annotation, biological process: positive regulation of TORC1 signaling; cellular response to amino acid starvation. NCBI's taxonomy places the organism in Eukaryota, Metazoa, Chordata, Actinopteri, Salmoniformes, Salmonidae. Gene Ontology annotation, cellular component: nuclear pore outer ring; Seh1-associated complex. The record is from RefSeq and is marked provisional.
GUUCUGGAGAAGGGGAGGCUCGGUGGAGGAACCAAUUUACCUACUAAAUUAAUAUGUUUGUGGCUCGUAGCAUUGCAGCAGAUCACAAAGAUCUAAUCCACGAUGUUUCCUACGAUUUUCACGGCCGGAGAAUGGCAACUUGUUCAAGUGACCAAAGUGUCAAGGUAAAAAAAAAAAAAAAAUAGUGAGCUAAGCUAGCUAGCUAGCUAGUAGCAGGUUAGCUUGCUAGCUAACGCUUUACCUUAUUGAUUUUGAAAUAAACAGCUAAUUCAGCAAACAAAUGAACUGCAGCUAUAGCUAGUUUACUUGAUUACUAUUACCCACUUUUAGAGAAGUAAUUCACUGACAAUAUUUGCCGUUUUAAAACAGUUAAGCUAGCUAACGUUAACUAAGCUAGCCAGCUAAGCCAUGCAGCUAGCUUGCUAUGCUAGCUAGGAUGUCAACAAAACGCCCAGACUUGUAACCACAGCUUGUUUUAGUGAACUAUUGUCAAUGUUCCGCAUCCUUCAGGUUUGGGACAAGACUGAAAGUGGGGAGUGGCACUGCACUGCCAGCUGGAAGGCAAGUCUGUUUUAUUUCUUACAUGCCAAGAUUUAAAAGUGUGUUU